Molecule: messenger RNA, 2031 nt
Organism: Dipodomys ordii (Ord's kangaroo rat)
Lineage: Eukaryota; Metazoa; Chordata; Mammalia; Rodentia; Heteromyidae
Gene: Kmo
Product: kynurenine 3-monooxygenase (kynurenine 3-hydroxylase)
Exons: 15
Coding region: 275-1582 (435 amino acids)
Biological process (GO): L-tryptophan catabolic process; NAD+ metabolic process; quinolinate biosynthetic process
Cellular component (GO): mitochondrial outer membrane
Molecular function (GO): NAD(P)H oxidase H2O2-forming activity; kynurenine 3-monooxygenase activity; FAD binding
Source: RefSeq, a predicted model, not a curated record
UUUAGUCUGUGUCUUACUCACAAGCCAGUGUUUUCACUUAAUUGGAGUUUCCAACUUUGGUUAUUGCCAUGCAUUUUCUUUUUAGCUUAAAGCUGAGCUGGUUGUACUUUGAGCUUCUAAUGGGUUAAAUGGUAACAAAGGAAGAUAGCCCUUGACCAAACAUUGCUGCAGGUUCAUAGGCCCUCAUUGAGCUUCUGGCAUAAAAAGACCCGAGAAGUCAGUGGGCAGAAGAGAGUUCCUUACGUGACAGAGGCAAGACCCACCUUGGCCAGUUAUGGACUCGUCUCAAGCAGAAAGGAAAAAAAUCAUUGUGAUUGGUGGUGGCCUGGUUGGAGCACUGAAUGCGUGCUUCCUUGCAAAGAGGAAUUUCCAAGUAGAAAUAUAUGAAGCGAGGGAAGAUAUCCGAGUGGCACAAUCAGUACGAGGGAGGAGCAUUAACUUGGCCCUUUCUUACAGAGGACGACAAGCCCUGAAAGCCAUUGGCCUGGAAGAUCAGGUUGUGUCUCAAGGUGUUCCCAUGAGAGGAAGAAUGAUUCACUCUCUGUCAGGAAAGAGAUCUGUUAUUCCCUAUGGGACAAAGUCUCAGUAUAUUCUUUCCAUAAGCAGAAAAAAUUUAAACAAGGAUCUACUGACUGCCGUUGAGAAAUAUCCCAACGCAAAGGUGCACUUUGGCCACCGGCUGGUGAAAUGCAGUCCUGAGGAGGGAAUGGUCACAGUUCUAGGACCUGACAACGUUCCCAAAGAUGUCACUUGUGACCUCAUUGUAGGAUGUGAUGGCGCCUAUUCGACCGUCAGAAGUCACUUCAUGAGGAAGCCUCGCUUUGAUUACAGUCAGCAGUACAUUCCUCAUGGGUACAUGGAGUUGACUAUUCCACCUAAGUGUGGGGAAUAUGCUAUGGAACCUAAUUAUCUGCAUAUAUGGCCUAGAAAUACCUUUAUGAUGAUUGCGCUACCUAACAUGGAAAAAUCAUUUACGUGCACUUUGUUCAUGCCCUUCGAUGAGUUUGAAAAACUUCUAACCAGCAAUGAUGUGCUAGAUUUCUUCCAGAAAUACUUUCCAGAUUCCAUUCCUCUAAUUGGAGAACAAGCCCUGGUGCAAGAUUUCUUUCUGCUGCCUGCUCAGCCCAUGAUAGCCAUAAAAUGUUCUUCUUUCCACUUGAAGUCACACUGUGUGCUGAUGGGAGAUGCAGCUCAUGCCAUUGUCCCAUUUUUUGGGCAAGGAAUGAAUGCGGGCUUUGAAGACUGCUUGGUAUUUGAUGAAUUAAUGGAUAAAUUCAAUAAUGAUUUUAGUAUGUGUCUUCCUGAAUUCUCAAGAUUUAGGAUUCCAGAUGACCAUGCAAUUUCAGACCUGUCUAUGUACAAUUAUGUAGAGAUGCGGUCCCAUGUCAACUCCUUGUGGUUCAUUUUUCGAAAGAACUUAGAGAGAUUUCUUCAUGCUAUUAUGCCAUCUACCUUUAUCCCUCUGUAUACAAUGGUCACUUUUUCCAGAAUAAGAUACCAUGAGGCAGUGCAGCGCUGGCAUUGGCAAAACAAGGUUCAUUCCAUAAUGAAACACAGAUGGAUAAGAGAAAAAAACAAAUAGAAGUGUAUGAACAUGUACACAUUCCAUGUGUAUGUGGGAAACACCCACAGAAUAAGUAAAGCUCAAAGAGCAAGUUUAACACUCCCUGGUGUAUGCAGCAUCUUUAACAAAGGAAAAUAACUAGAGAAGUGACCAGAAAAAGGAAAAGGACAUUGAGAAUUUGAGGACAACAACUUGCAGGAAGGCAAAUAAGUAGGGAGUUUGUUACAUUGAUUCCUUUGGCAUCAUCUCUCUGCUGGAAGGUGCCCAGAGUUGUCCCUGGUGGUUACCUUGCCCUUCCUGUGGACUGACUGAUAAGAAAUGAAGAAUAAAUAACACUUCUUAUGAAUACACUUGAACACUUUUCAUCUUCAGAUAUGUUUGUUUACUGAGCACUCCUUUUCUAAAUCCAGAACUCGUCAAAAAUGUGAAAAAUUAUUAAAAGGAAAAAUAAACACCUGUCACACUCA